Messenger RNA from Hevea brasiliensis (rubber tree), 2207 nucleotides. RefSeq names its product protein RETICULATA-RELATED 1, chloroplastic. Gene Ontology annotation, cellular component: chloroplast inner membrane. Gene Ontology annotation, biological process: plant organ development. Lineage: Eukaryota; Viridiplantae; Streptophyta; Magnoliopsida; Malpighiales; Euphorbiaceae. The record is from RefSeq and is a predicted model, not a curated record. The coding region runs from base 191 to 1816 and encodes 541 amino acids. The transcript is spliced from 8 exons.
AUACCCCACCCAUCCCCUUCUCCUCUCUUCCUCCUUCACUCUCUCUCUAAAACAUGCCCCGAAGUUCUAGAGAGAGAGGCAAUUUCCCAUGAAAUAAAGCAUAAUCCGAGAAAAUAACAAGAGGGAAGAAAAAAAAAAGGAUUGCAUUUUUCUCGGUAUCCAAACAGAAAAUAGCUUUCCUCUUUAAACCAUGUCUCACUUCGUGUUCCACACAGCUCAAAUACCCACUAAUACUACAAGCGCCGCCAAGACCUUGCCGUUAAAGCCUAGUCUUCCUCCGCUUCCUCAAUUGUGCCCCCGGAAGCAGCUGCCGGCUGCCCAGCGGGUGAACUGUAAGCUACGGAGGAAUCUUGUCAUUAGGUGCUUGUCUCCUUCUUUAAUCGACGGUGGCGAUUCCGUUGCAGCUUUGGAGCGGUGCUUUCUGGCGCCGGAUGCUGCACCGGUGGAUUUAGGCUCGGCGUCGAGUUCGAGGGGGGAGUUUGGACCGGUUAUGAAGGGGAAAUAUGGUGCGUUUGGUGCGGUUACUUUGGAGAAAGGGAAACUCGAUUUGUCGCAGAAGGAGUCGAAAGUUAGCCCUGAGGUUGCACUUGGGGGAGGUGGUGGAGAUAUUGGGAAGAAAAUCAAUCAUGGUGGUGGUGAUGGAGGUGAUGAUGAUGGUGAUGAUGACAAUUAUUUUGAUGACUUUGAUGAUGGUGAUGAGGGAGAUGAGGGUGGACUAUUCAGGAGAAGGAAAUUUCUUGAAGAGCUUUUUGAUCGAAAAUUUGUAGAUGCUGUUUUGAAUGAAUGGCAGAAAACAAUGAUGGAUUUGCCUGCUGGAUUCCGACAAGCUUAUGAGAUGGGUUUGGUGAGCUCAGCUCAAAUGGUGAAAUUACUAGCAAUAAAUGCCAGACCAACCACUACUAGGAUGAUCUCCAGAGCACUUCCUCAAGCAUUUUCUAGGGCAUUUAUUGGAAGGAUGCUAGCAGAUCCUGCCUUUUUAUAUAGGCUUCUUUUAGAGCAGGCUGCUACAAUUGGUUGCUCUGUUUGGUGGGAGGUGAAAAAUCGCAAGGAUAGGAUAAAACAGGAAUGGGAUCUGGCACUUGUAAAUGUGCUCACAGCAACAGCUUGCAAUGCCAUUGUUGUUUGGACACUUGCUCCUUGCCGCUCGUAUGGAAACACAUUCCGGUUUGAUUUGCAAAAUACAUUACAGAAGCUUCCAAACAAUAUAUUUGAAAAGAGUUAUCCACUUAGAGAGUUUUACUUGCAAAAGAGAGUCCACUCAUUCUUCUAUAAGGCUGCUGAGCUAUGUGUGGUUGGAUUAAGUGCAGGGGCAAUUCAAGGUCAAUUGUCAAAUUUUUUGGCCAGUAAAAAGAAAGAUAGAUUGUCUGUGACAGUUCCACCUAUGAGUAACUAUGCACGUGGCUAUGGUGCUUUCCUUGGACUAUAUGCAAACUUGAGAUACCAGCUAUUAUGUGGAUUUGAUAGAGCAGUGGUCAACCAUUUUGAUGUUAUUGGAGUGGCACUAUUUUUCAACACAGCUUUAAGGAUUUUGAAUGUGCAAGUUGGAGAGACGUCAAGGCUGGCCUGGAUUGGCGCAGACGCUGAUCCUCUGGUUCAGUUGGAUAACCUUUUGAAGGCUUACAACAGACCUUCUGAGGAUGUCGCUACAACAUCAUCUUCAAAAUGGUUUAUAUCGAAGAAAACCCUUGUUUCUGGGCUAGGGCUUCUUGGCAUCAAACAAGGGAAUGUCGAUUCUGUUGAUGUAGAAGCAUCAUCAGCUCCAAAGGCCCGGAGAAAAAGGGUUGUCCGGAAGAAGGUGUCUGCAAGUUCAGCAUAAUUCAUUUGAUGUAAUCACCAUCAUCCAAGUUUGCUACCCUCUUAAAUGAUAUAAAAGGAAACUAUGCAUCAAUUUAAGGAUUAAAAUCGGCUCGGAGUAAUUCAUCAUGAUUCCUAUGUAGAUCUACAAGAUGGCACCAAAGCAACCAUCACCAGAAGAAUUUUUUGGGGGAAAAACAUGUUUAAUUUUUGUAUUCACUUGUUUUUUUUUGAGUUUAAUAACAGUAUCUUUAGUUGAAUCUCAACACUGAUAUUGACUGCAUUUAGUGCAAGUUUGAGCUAACACUUGUUUUUUUAGCAUUAGUUAAAUAAUUUCUUCUACAACGUGUGUAGUUUGUAGUUUGUAGUGCUGUACUCUUCUUCCUUGGAGAAAUGCAAAAGCCCUUGUUUUA